Colletotrichum acutatum is the source of this 9773-nucleotide messenger RNA. RefSeq lists its product as uncharacterized. The transcript is spliced from 2 exons. The record is from RefSeq and is a predicted model, not a curated record. NCBI's taxonomy places the organism in Eukaryota, Fungi, Ascomycota, Sordariomycetes, Glomerellales, Glomerellaceae. Bases 290 to 9610 code for a protein of 3106 amino acids.
UGUCGCUUGGCUGGAACUGUAUCGUCUGCUUGUUGUUCUUCAGCGGUUGAGUGGAGGAGGUGGGUGGUAUAUAUCGUAAACUAGCUGGCCACCCCGCAAGAGCCGAGGAUGUUUCGAACGUUCAGUUCAACGUCAGAGUAAAGUCAAACUCACAAAACCUCACGAUACUUGCUUUCCCACGCAAGAUUUCCGGGACUGCCCAAAUCCCACGAAACACCACUUAAUCACAACACCCUUACUCAUCAUCCUGUCACAGAGGGCACCGACUCUCUUUCGAACCCCCAAUUCGAUGACAGCCAAGAUGGACGUUGCCACGCUCGUGGCGCAGAUGAACGAGGCCCUCGCGUCGAUCCACUCGACGAUUGAGGGUCUGUCGACAUCUGCGGCCGAGAGCGACACAAAGCUCGACGAGCUCGAGCAGAAGCGCGACAUGACGAUCGCAGAGCUGAAAGCGGCUUACGAAAAAGAGCGAGAAGAGCUCGCGGCCGCGCACCAGAAAGAGCUGGAAGAUAUUGCCGAGCAAAGGCGAAAAGAAGACGAGGAGCGAGAAGCCCGUCGCCGGCGGGAAGACGAGGAGCUCGCGGCUCGCAAGGCCAAGGAAGACGAGGAGAAGCAAGGCACUUUUGAUACCACUACCCGUAAUGUCGAAGACGAGAUGGACGACCUCAUGGACAGCAUUGAGGAAGAGACGGCCAAGACGAUUUCUGAGGGCGAAGCAAAGUUGGCAGAACUCGAGGCGAAGAGAACGGAACUCAAUCGUAUGAUCGAGGAGCAGAUGAAGGCCGCGGUGCCUCCCGUGCCGACGCGAAAACGCGCGAGAACAGGGCGGCGAUCCGGCGCGGUACCAUCCGCGGAACCGUCUCCGUUACCUCCGCCAGAAACUCCAGCCGAACCGGCUGCAGGGGACAAGAGCAUAGACGAGGAGAAGCCCGCCGAGAACGGUGUCGCGCCCGAAGAGAAGGCCGAGGAUACUGCUCCCGAGCCACCGGUCGAUGCGCCGGCCGAGGAAGACAAGACCCCCGAAGGUGAUAACUCCCAGCCACAACCCGAAGAACCUGUGGCUGAAAAGAGCAUGGAGGAGGCCACUAGCACCGAGGUGGCACAGCCUGCCGAGGAGGAGAGGGCACCAGCUCCCGAAGCUGAAGCUAAAGCUGAAGCUGAGGCCGAGGCCGAGGCCGAGAAAGCUCCCGAGGACGACUCUGUCGCAGAGACGGCCGCACCAGAAGAGGCUCCCGAGCCCGCGCCCACGGAAAUUGACAAAGAGGAGGCCGCCGAGAGCGCAGCUGUUCCCGAGGACAGCCAAGUGAGCGCCCCGGUUGAUAGCGGGGAAGCUUCUGCUGAAGCCCAAGAUGCCGCUGCCGACGACGAGAAGCAUGAUGCGGUCGAGGUCAGGGGCCUGGCUGUAGAGACCCCAGAAACAGCGCCUGUCGAAGAGGCUUCUGCUACCGAGGAGCCUGCUACCGAAGAGCCAGCAACAGAGGUGCCCGCGGCAGCUAUGGAGCCUGCGACGGCAGAUCAAGGCGAUGAUACCCCUCCACCGGAAGAGCCUGCGAAUGUCCCUUCCACCGAAGAAGCUCUCAUUGCCGAGGAUGCUCCCGCCGCCGAAGAGCUAGAAACAGAGCAGCCUGCUGUGGACGAGACUCCGGUUGAAGAUACUCCGGCGGAGGACAAAGAGAUUCCCGAGGAUGCGGCUGUGAAGGAAGACACCGUUGCGGAUGAGGCGCCUGCUGUUCAAGAGACACCUGCUGCUGAAGAAGCCCCCACUAUCGUGAAUGCUCCCGCAGAAGACACUCCCGCCUCAUCAGAAGAGCCCGCCGAAGAGCCAACUACCGAAGAGCCAUCUACCGAAGAGCCGGCCAUAGAGGACCCUGCAGUGGAAGAGACCCCCGCUGAAGACGCUCCGGCUGAGGACAAGAAAGCUCCCAAAGAUGCGGCUGGGGAGGAAGACACUGUUGUCGCCGAAGAGUCAGCAGCAGAAGCUGCUUCAACUGAGGAGGCUCCGAUAGAUGAAGCACCGACGGAAGCAACUCCGGCGGAAGAAACCCAGGCAGAGGAAGCCUCAGUAGAAGAAGUUCCGAUAGAGGAAGUACCGGCAGAAGAAUCUCUGAGGGAAGAGGCUGCAGCUACUAAGGAUCUGGCAGCUGAGGAGCCUCCUGCGGAUGAUCUACCUCAAGAUGAUGCACCCGCUCCCGAGAAGGCUUCAACAGAGGUUAUCCCAACCGCAGAAGCAACCUCAGAGAUACCAGCUGCCGACGAGGAGGCGCCGGCCGUAGAGGCUUCAGCCGAGGAACCUUCAAAGGAAGAUGUUGCCGUUGACGAGGCCCCCUCCGAAGAGUUUCCCAAUGAGGAAGUCUCCGAUGUAGCCCAAGCAGCGCCGGACGCCCCGGAAGAUGAUGCCUCCAAGGAAGUGCCUGUCGCCCAGGAUGCACCCGCCGAAGAGUCAAUCGCUGAGGAAGCUGCGCCAGGUGCCGAACCGGAGGACUCCGCCCCAGCGGAGGAACCUGCGGCAACUGAGGCUGAUGUUCCCAGCCAAGACGACGCGUCUGCUGAGCCCGUUAAACCCAUCGAGGAAGCGGACAAGAGCCCUGAGGAGGAGAUAACACCUGCUGAAGCUGCUUCUUACGAGCCAGCACCUGACGCAAGUGAAGAUGCGGCUGACCCAGAAGAAGUCGUGGCAAAGGAUGCCCCAGUUGACGAAGCCACGCCUGAACCGAGCCCAGAGAGUGCGGAAGAUGAUACCCCGAAGCAAGCAGGCGAAGAGGCUGAAGAUACGGGUGCCGACGAGGUUUCUGGGGAAAGGUCGGUCCCCGAGUUCUCGAUGAAGGCUGUGGAGGAUGACUCGGUCUCAGAGGAGGCUCCGGUUCCAGACAGCAGCGACCCCGUCGAAGAGGAAGCUGCACCCGAGGUGGACCAGGCCGAGGAAGAUGCGUCUCCGGAGGUCGAUUCUAAGGCUGUCGAUGCAGAGCCAAGUCAAGAAGAGCCCACAUCUCAGAAGGAGGAUGCGCCGCCUCAAGCUGAGAAGGCGACUUCUGAUGAAGACCCUGCUGCCGAGGAGCCAGCUCAAGAUGAAGCAAUCUCACCAGAGGAUGCUGAUCCUGUGGAAGCUGCGACAAUAGCAGCAGAAGAUGCAGCGGCCGAAACUGCAGAGUCGAGCGAGGAAUCACCCAAGGAUGCCCCUGUGACUGAGGACGUGAAGGACCCGGAAACUUCUCCAGAUGCAGCAAUUGCAGAAGAAGAAGCUCCUGCUCAGGAUGAGGCCGCUCCUGCAGACAUCGAAGCACCGGAUACUACCCCUGCUGCUAAAGACGAGACUUCCACCACUGAGAAGUCUGCCCUUGAAGAUGAGGUGCCGGCGGCGGAUGACGCUCCUAGCCACGAGGAAGGCCCUCACCCAGAGGAGAUUGAGUCUGAGCAGACACCAACUAUAGAGGAGACUCCUGCCGAUGAGGCUUCAACUGAAGCAACCCCCGUCGAAGAAGCGAUUUCAGCAGAAGACAAGCCCGAGCCAGAUGCUGAUGCGCCUGCUCCAGAGCAAGUUGCCGACGAGGCGGCGGCCGAUGCAACGACUGUUGAACCGGCUGUUGAUGAGCAAGUUGCCGAAAAGGACCCUGUUGAGGCAGCUGCCGUGGACGACUCCGAGAUCGCAAAGGAUGCAGCUCCCAGCGAGGCAGCGGAUGAGCCUACUGAUUCAGACCGAGCUGUGCCCGAGGCAGCUUCAGAUGAAGACCAGCCACCCGCCGAGUCUGAAGAGCCUACAAUUCAAGACACAACAGCUGGUCACGAUGAAGCCGCAGUUGAGGAAGAUGGGGAAACCGCCCGCGCCUCUCCGAAAGACGAACCUAAAAAGGAGAGUGUCACAGACGAAGAGGAGGCACCUGCUGAAGAGCCAAGCAUCGAAGCACCAGCCACUGGAGAGGUCGAGGUCCAGCAUGCCAGCGAGGAUCAAGCCCAAGAAGCAAUUGCCCCUGUCACGGAUGCCGAUACAGUAGCAGCCAAGGAAAUUGACGAACCUGUGGCUUCUCCCGAGGAAGAUGCUGUUCGCGCUCAGCCCAACCCUGAAGAGACACAAGCCGAAGUCAGUGAUGCACCCCCGACAGCCCACGAGGAGGACGAGCCUGAUCCAACCACUGCCAGCAAAGAUCUUGACAAUGGAGAUUCCGAACACCGGGACGCUUCAGAUCCGCCAGAAGAACAACUCGCUAGUAGUGUCAUUGACGCAGCUGAGGACGAUUCCACUGAUGGGCCUACUGACGCCACCGCCGACGCCCCUGCCGACUCUGACUUGACGGAAGCUGUUGCUGCUGAUGGAGUGGAGGCGCAAGGUGCUGAGUCUGAGGGUCACGUCGAGGAUGAGAAGGUCGAGGCUCACUCGACUGCAGUCGAGCAUGGCGCAGAGGAAGACGCUUCUGCAGCUCCUGCAGCGCUUGCAGAUGAGUCUGUCGCCAUCGAAGCAGAUGAGUCUGAUGGCGAUGCCCAUGCCGAUACUGAAAAACCCCAGCUCUCUGCUGUCGAUGCUGACAAGGAGGAAUCCGACCAUGCCGAAGAUAAUGUUCCAUUGGCGGAGGGGGCAGCUCCCCAGGCGAAUAGCCGCGAACUUGAUGAAGAAGAGGCAAAGACAACAGCAGAUGAUGAGGCGCCUACCGCAGACGUAUCGGAUCAUCCUGAGUCUGUGGAAGAUACCCCGGCCAUUUCGGGAGAUCUCAAACAAGAUGAGCAAGACAAGGAUCUUGAGGAUUUGCAAGUUGUCGACAGCCAGGCAGAUGUCGCUCGGGAGACACUCGCUCAUAGAGAUGGAGAUGAAGUAGACAUUCACGAGCGCAGCGUUUCUCUCGAGGAGCCCGAAUCCCCGCCGGCCGAGGUCCUUAAUGUCAGCCAAUUCGAAGGUCACCAGAGACAAAACGACGACGAUCACGACUAUGAUGCGGCAAUGGAGUCUUCACCUGGUCACGAAGUCGACGUUGAAAACGAUGCUACUCAGCAUGACUCCGAUCAUGGCGAAUUCGAAGUUGUCGAGGCGCCUCACGAUGAGGCUGAUCAGUCUCGUGGACCCGACCUUUCGGUGAUCACGGAGCACACUGAGCCUGCUGCAUCCGCAGCCGGCGACACCUCUGGUCUAGCUGCAAAGGCCGACGAAGAUGUUGAUCCCGAGCCUCUCAGCCGGAAUGUCCCUGAAGCCCCGGACGCAGCCAUUGAGAGUUCUUACAUGACUGAGCCCACGGGCAUGGCUACGGACGACAGCCAAGUGCAGGAUCAACAACAAGAGAGCUUCACGCCCAGUGCUACCUUUUACGAUGGUCACUUUGGAGUCAGACAGGUUCAUUUCAAUGAGGAGGAAGAUGACGAAGACUCCUCGCCAGUUCUCAGUGUAAGAGACGAAGACAGCGAUGCCGAUGAGCCUGCAGAGACCUCGUACAACCCGUUCACCAGGGCCAGAGCCGGUUCCACAGCACAUGCGCAGCCGACGUUCCAUUCGCAAGACAUACCGUACAAUCCUUUCGCAUUGCAGACGGUCGUUGAGGAAGAGCCACCCCGGGAGACAACCAACCCGUUCGCGAGGAGCCCAAGCAGAGAGCCUCAAGAGGACUUGACCAACCCGUUUGCACGCAGCACUCCCAGUGGUGCAGAUUUCCUCCGGUCCGCCAGCGCUCUAAGCAACCAUCAGCCUUCUUCUCCCGAAGAGACAUUCGCUAGGUCUCCUAGUGCUCAAGGGCUCCGCCGUGAAAGCGUGAGCUCCAACAACCCGUUCGCUAGAAGCACGACUCCUGUCGACCGGAGCUAUUCACCAGCCUUGAGCACUCCUGGUAGACAACACGCGCCAAGCAACCCGUUCGCUCGGAGCACGACGCCGCAGCAGAGCUAUCCACCGGCAGAAGACAGCGAUUCCGAAGAUGAGGAGGCCAUGAUGGCGGCAGAGUCCACAUACAAGAACUUGUUCCCCGUGAAUCAAUCGCCCGAGGUUGCCAAUGACGACUUCGCGUCUGCCGCUCAGUCGAUCGAACGCCGCCAGCCCACGCCACAGGUCCCGGAGUCGAUGUACAACAAUCCCUUUGCUCGAAGCACUGCGUCUGAUCAGAGCUUCCUGCCCACCGCGAGCACUUUGAGGCAAGCUCAGCCUGAUGCCUCUUACAACCCAUUCGGGGCCAGGAGUAGCACUGUCGGUGGUGACGUUGAUGAGUCCAUGUUCGACCAAGGCUAUCCUUCCGCCACUGGAGGGCACGACGUCGUGGGUGAAGGGAUGAUGGAUCCUUCCCAGCAGUUUGUCCAAGAGAACAGCCCUUUGUCGGCCAGGCACCUUGCUCCAGCCACUCUGGAUAGCAUCCAAGAGCGAUACAACAGUGAACUAGAGGAUAUGGAUUCCGACUCUGAGGAACCAGAGAGUCUUAGCACCUCCCAGCAGUUGCCAACUUCGCAACAGAGAGCUCCUCCUCCUCUACCAAGCAUUGCAGAGCGUUCCCGUCAAGGGUUCGACGACUCUUCUGAAGAAGAGGAGGACUGGGAUGCUCGUGCUCAUCAGCCCAGCCAGAUCAAUACCUUGUUGACAUCUUCCCCGUACAGAUCAAGUCCCCCUCCCCCUCCCCCUCCGCGCGUCUCUAGCUCACAGGGCCACUAUGCGCAAAAAGUUGAAGACUCAUCUGAGGACGACGGCGACAUCUUCCACGCGCAAUCUCCAGCACGGCUGAAUCCCCUCUCAUCAUCGCAGUACAGGGCAACCCCGCCUCCUCCUCCACCACCGCGCGCGCCAAGUUCACAGGGUCACUACGCUCAGCAACAACUAGAAGACUCAUCUGAAGAGGAGCAAGCUGACUGGGAUGACGCCUUCGAGCCCGCGCAGCCCAGCACAUUCCCGACCACGCAGUUCGGAUCUACUCCCCCGCGCCCACCUCCGAUUCCACCACCCCGUGCCCCCAGUUCCCUGUCACAAAGCCGCUACAACGUUGAGGAUUCAGACGAGGAAGAUCAAGGUGUCCUACCCUCUGCCGCUACUCAGUCCAAUCUUCUUCCCAGUGCGCUGUCACCAUCUGGUUAUCGGGCGACUCCGCCGCCACCACCACCGCCGCGUGCCCCUAGCUCUCAAGGCUUCUAUCAUCAAGAGCAAGCGGACUCAAGUGAGGACGAACACCCCUUCAGCCACGACAUUGCUCGACCUGGUCAGUUCCCCAUUUCAUCAUCAUCUCAGUUCAGGGCUACUCCGCCCCCACCCCCGCCUCCGCGGGUAUCAAGCUCGCAAGGUCAAUACCGCCAGGAGAUUGAGGAGGAUUCCAGUGACGAACAGAGCGAGGAUGCUUGGGAUUCGAAUGCCGCUCGGCCCGGUCAGAUACCAAAUCUAUCGACGUCGCAGUUCAGGGCGACCCCGCCGCCACCUCCGCCUCCGCGCACAUCCAGCGCACUGGGUCGUUACCGUCAAGAACUCGAAGACUCCGACAGCGAGGAGAACGAGGAGGCAUGGGAAGCUAAUCGAUAUGGCCAGACAACGAGCAUGAUGGGAGCAAGCAACCUGAUGGGGACCAACCAGAUGGGAGUCGACCCGACGAGAUCAGCAAGCCCGCUAGGCGCGAGUCCGAUGAGAGCCGCCAGCCCACUGCAAGCGACAAGCCCGAUGGCGACCAACCCGAUGCGGGCGUCCAGUCCCUUGGCAUCAACAAGUCCGUUAGGGUCAGCCAGCCCGAUGGCACGGAGCAACCCGAUGGAGUCAGCAUUCAGGGACUCGGUACCGGCAACAAGCAGUCAGGGCCUACAAAGUCAUCCAAGAGAAGAAGGAGGGGAAGAAAGCGAUGAUUCAUGGGAAAAUAUUGGGAAGCGCGGCGGUGAUGAGAUCAGUCCAGUCGACGAGAAGUUCACCACCGCCAUGCCGACACCACAGCUGCGCGUCGAUAGCUACGAGCAGGAGUGGCCGAACGCGAGCAACGACCAGAUUUCCACGGCGUCGACAUACCUCCAGCCAGCAGGACCAGGUGACUUUACAGAUUCUGACUCACAAGAGUACGCCACUCCGUUGGCAUCGGCCGGGUUCAGCGCGUCUUCGCAGUAUACGCAAGGGGCCAUGGACUCGCCCCGUCACCCGGAUUCAAUCGGCAACAAGGAUAUCUACGACCAGACAUACAACCGAGGAGGAGCGAGCUCUCCAUAUGCUCAGGCUCACGAGACUUCACUCGCCGACGAGCUUGCUCAAGAUGACGACUCGGACGAUGACAGCGAGUAUAACCACUCGGAAGCUCCGGCCUUCCUCACCCAGAUCGGCACUGCGCAACAAGUGCAGCAGCAGCAGCAGCAAUCGUCAAACGAACCUGUAUUGACCCAAGUCAUCGAUUCGUUCGACAGCGAUGAAGAUGAUGGCCCAAAGACUGCGGUCAUGCAGCCGGCUGAGCACCCCACACAAUAUGCCUCUUCCCGUUUUGGAGCUUCAACUUGGCGGGAUGAGCUUCGCUCGCCCACCAUGUUCGGUGCUACAAGGCACAGCCGGUCUGGGUCUCUAUUGAGGGAGGAAGUGCAGAAAUCACUUCACCAAGAAGCCACCGCUGGUUACUCAUCUCCUCUGCGGUCUGCUUACGAGCCUGAUACCCAGGUUGAAGGUUCUUACGGCGGGCAACAAGCUCAGGUGCAUGGCCAGGAUGUCUAUGGACAACAGUCAGCCGAGUAUCACGCGCAAGAUGACCUUGCCCAGCAGCAAUACGGUCAAGCCCAGUUUGAUCAAGACCAAUUCAAGGCCCAGCCCUAUGGACAAACACAACUCCAGCCACAAUACGGACAAACAACUUCGUGGCAGCCCGAGGUGCAGGUAUCCGAGGAACAGGCGGAAGAGGAACAUGAGCAGACAACUCCGCAGUUGGCACCACAGCAAAGUGAGCAAGCACCGGACAUCAGCCCCUUAGCGUUGCGUCAGGAUGAGUCACCAGCGACGCCCUUGUCGUCGCAGGGGACACCCUCUCGUGGACUCGCGUUCAGCAGGCACAAUCCUGACCGGCCGCAGACACCGCCCACUAUGCAAGCCGAAGGGGAUUUUGAUCCCGAGCUCAUGGUCCCCCGCGAUGUGACCAACGUUCCCUGGCACGCUCGCAACGAUUCCGUCCCUCACUCGAUGCGAAGCCAGAGCACUCUCGACUCCGUUGCGUCAUCGCCGAUUCAUUCGGCCUUGCACGCUGACAAGCACGAGCCGGUGAUUCGGGACUCGUGGCCGGCUUCCGUUCAUCACUUGACGAGACCGCGCAAUGACUCGUCGGUGACUGAUCGUGAAGAGUAUGAUCCUUUCAGAGAUAGUGAGGAGGCUGCAAAGGCAGCUCGCGGACCAUCUGGCUCCGUGGGCUCCAGUUCAGAUAGCCCUCCGCGGAACGCGGCGGCCACGAACAACAACUCACCUGGAAGCCUUAUCAGCAGGAUGCGCGGCAUCUUUGAGAACAACCAAGCUAAGCAAGAGCCGGCCAGUCCAGUCCGAUCACGGCCGGUGUCGGGUGUUUUUCACCCGGUCCGGCGCAGCAAGCCCAGCGGCGGCGGCGACGACUUCGAGGACCGCGGAUAUGAACGCAAAGCAGGGUUUCUCAACGAAGCCGAAGACGAGGUUGACGAGCAGAGCGCACUCCUACGAAGCUCUGCUGGCGGGUUGGAGGCAAAUUGACCACGCUCGGGCGGAGCGGGGCUCAGAGUCGUGAGGGUGAAGCGGGACGCCGAGUACGAUGAGUGGGAAGAGAACGUGGACAUGGAAGAGCCGGGGGACCGGCAUCGUCCGAAGCGCUGCAAGUAUCGCAGAGACCCGAGCGGCUUGCGGGUGCCGGUCCCUU